This is a messenger RNA of Brassica napus (rape), 1752 nucleotides long. RefSeq lists its product as uncharacterized. The record is from RefSeq and is a predicted model, not a curated record. Gene Ontology annotation, molecular function: DNA helicase activity. NCBI's taxonomy places the organism in Eukaryota, Viridiplantae, Streptophyta, Magnoliopsida, Brassicales, Brassicaceae. Bases 1 to 1752 code for a protein of 583 amino acids. Gene Ontology annotation, biological process: DNA repair; telomere maintenance. The transcript is spliced from 3 exons.
AUGCAGCCUUCCUCCAAGUUUCCAAAAACAGAAGACAUUGAUAAAAUCAUAUCAGCUGAGAUCCCAGAUAAAUCAUCUGAUCCAGAUCUUUACAAUGUUGUUAAAGAUUGUACGAUUCAUGGUCCCUGUGGAGCUGCUAAUAUGAAUUCACCAUGUAUGGAGAAUGGACAGUGUUCGAAAAUGUUUCCUAAGCAAUUCGCAGAGAAUACUAGGGUGAAAAAAGAUGGAUUUCCGCUCUAUAGAAGACGCCAGUCGGACUGUUAUAUUGAGAAGAAUGGUUUAAAAUGUGAUAACAGAUGGGUCAUCCCUUACAACAGGAAACUCUCUCUUCGUUAUCAAGCUCACAUUAAUGUAGAGUGGUGCAACCAAGUUGGUUCUAUUAAGUAUCUAUUUAAAUACAUUAAUAAAGGAGCGGAUCGUGUAAUUGUAGUUGUCGAACCACCAGGGCCAGAAGUUAGGAGCGAAACAGUAGCUACCUCAGCUCCAGCGAACUCAGCACCACCAAGCUCAUCUGCAGCCCACUUUGCUACAGUAACCUCAGAUUGUGCGACCUCAGCUACAGCUAACUCAGCGACAGACACUGGUGGUGAUGUUUUGAAACAAAAUGUGGAGAUUAAGAAGAAUGAAAUAAAGGAUUUCUUUGAUUGCAGAGGGAAGGACAAACUGAAGGAUGUUGUUGGUCGUAAGCUUAUCGAGAACACAAUGUUUCUGGCUUGGUUUAAGUUUAAUGAAGUUGAUGCUUUCGCUCGGACUCUUACUUAUAUUCAGAUUCCCAACUACUACACAUAUUCAAAGAGUCAGAAGAAGUGGACUAGAAGGAAGCAAGGGUUCAGUGUUGGAAGAAUUAAUUAUGCCCUGCGUAAGCAAAAAAGUGCUUAUUUUUUUAGAGUGCUAUUGAACUACGUCAAAGGUCCUACCAGCUUUGACGAUAUUAAAACCUACAAUGGUGUAGUUUAUGAGGGGUAUAAAGAGGCAUGUUAUGCUCGAGAAAUAUUGGAUGAUGACCAAGAGUAUAUAGACGACUUAGUGAGGCGCAGUUAUGAUAGCUCUGCAGCUGUUGUUCGUGAUCUUUUUGUUCUAAUGCUUCUAUCCGAUAGUAUGUGUCAACCUUGGGAUAAAACUUGGGAACUGUUGUCAGAAGAUAUCGAGUAUAAUCACAGAAUGCAUUUCAAUAGGCCAUGGCUUAUACUAAGCGACAGUGACAAGAAACUAUAUGCUCUUAUAGAGAUUGAGAAGCUUAUGAAAAAGAAUGGGAGUUCACUUUCAGUAUAUGAAUCUAUGCCUAAACUGCCUGCCGAAUUCAAACCGAUCGAAAAUGUUUUGAUCUUGGAUGAGUUAAAUUACGACCUAGAUGAGUUGCAAGCCACUCAUGAUAGAGAUAUUCUGAAGAUGACUGAUGAACAAAGAAAAAUAUAUGAUGAGAUCAUUGGUGCUGUUGUUGAAGGUAGAGGUGGAAUGUUCUUUGUUUAUGGGUUCGUUGGGACUGGAAAAACCUUUCUUUGGCAAAUUCUAUCAGCUGCUGUUAGGUGUAGGGGAGAUAUAGUUCCUAAUACUGCAUCUAGCGGAAUUGCUUCUUUGUUGUUACAAGGUGGUAGGACUGCUCAUUCCCGUUUUAGCAUACCAAUCAAUCCAGAUGAGUUUACUACAUGUUCAUUGACUCAUGGAUCAUAUAAAGCUAAUUUGAUAAAGGAAGCGUCUCUAAUUAUUUGGGAUGAAGCACCAAUGAUGAGCAAAAUUGUUUUGAAUCUUUAG